Messenger RNA from Trichomonas vaginalis G3, 507 nucleotides. Its product is annotated as ATP hydrolysis coupled proton transport. The transcript has a single exon. The coding region runs from base 1 to 507 and encodes 168 amino acids. Gene Ontology annotation, cellular component: proton-transporting V-type ATPase, V0 domain. Lineage: Eukaryota; Parabasalia; Trichomonadida; Trichomonadidae. The record is from RefSeq and is a predicted model, not a curated record. Gene Ontology annotation, molecular function: proton-transporting ATPase activity, rotational mechanism. Gene Ontology annotation, biological process: proton transmembrane transport.
AUGUCAUCUUAUGCACUUGAUGAUACAGUAUGUCCCGCAUGGACCCCAUUCAUUGGCUUUUUAGGAAUCUUAUGCGGCAUUGUUCUUUCUUGCGCAGGAAGUGCUAUCGGCACUGCAAAAUGCGGUAUUGGCUUAUGCUCAGCUUCAGUUAUCAAUAAAUCCGUUAUAGUUCGAGCGCUGAUUGCUCCAAUUAUGGCUGGUAUCAUUGGUAUUUACGGACUCGUUUUCUCAAUCGUUGUUAUGUCAAAUAUUAUUCCUGAACAUUAUCACAUGAAAACAGCUUGGUCAAACUUUAGUGGUGGCAUUUGCGUAGGUGUCUGCGGCUUAGCUGCUGGUGCAACAAUCGGAAUUGCUGGUCAAUACGGUAUUAUCGCUUUUGCUAAAUCACCAGAACUUUUCAUUGGUCUCACACUUGUUCUUAUUUUCGGAGAAGUCCUUGGCAUUUACGGAAUGGUUAUUUCCCUUGUCAUGAAUAAGAACUCUCCUUGCGAACCAGCUUCCAUCUAA